AUGUUUAUAUUCUGUUACAUUUAUUAUCCUUUUGAACAAGUUAUAUCUGAGUGUUUUCAACAAUUUUGGAAUUGGAUUACUGCUGAAUAUCCUGCAGUGACAUUUACCAGAUAUACACAACAAUAUUUGGAAGAACUUAAUUAUACCUAUCUCUAUAUUGGUACUGCUGACACAGUAAAUGACGCUCUACACAAUCUCAUUUUCAGUAUUCAAUAUAAUAUUAGAUUUGUUGAAUCUCCUAUAAUAAUAUCAGAAAUAAUCUCUGUACCAUCCUCUAUUACAUCUGAUGAUACUGACUCAACUAUCUCUAGUGAUAAUUUUAAUAAUUAUUUACCUAAUAAUAGUCUAUUAUAUACCAAUGAAGAUUUAAACUUAGAAAAUCUAUUUAAAGAAAUGGCAGCCAAUCAAGCUGACGUAUAA
Funneliformis geosporum is the source of this 420-nucleotide messenger RNA. Lineage: Eukaryota; Fungi; Glomeromycota; Glomeromycetes; Glomerales; Glomeraceae. The record is from the annotation of a GenBank genome assembly.